Molecule: messenger RNA, 1910 nt
Organism: Diospyros lotus (date-plum)
Lineage: Eukaryota; Viridiplantae; Streptophyta; Magnoliopsida; Ericales; Ebenaceae
Exons: 1
Coding region: 388-1638 (416 amino acids)
Source: RefSeq, a predicted model, not a curated record
UCUGUAGAUAGCAGCCACAAUUAAAAAAGCUUAAAUAUAUAAUCCACUUCUUUCCUUUCUUUUCUUCCUUUGGCUUCUCCAAAACCCUAAAUUUACACUUCUCUUUCCACCUCCCUAGCUUUGCCUCUCUCUCCCUCUCGGCAGAUUCAGAUCAUUCCACAGGAAAGAGAAGAAACUUCUGCUAGCAAGAGAAAUGGGAAUGGAUGCUUUCGGAAGGCUGAUAUAGAAGCUCCUCUCUCUCUCUCUCUCUGGGUACUUCAGAUUCUCCUUUGCUUCUCUCAUCUCUUUUUCAAUCUUCCAACUUUGGAACUAUCACCAUCUCUUUGCAGGUUUAGGCCCUUUUCCUUCUGAUCUUUCACUUCACCUUUUUAAGCUCAAAUUAAAGCCAUGGAUUCUGGCAACAGUGGCAGCACCCAAUCUUCAAGCGGCGGUGACGACGAGUUUGAUUCAAGGCCGCCGCCGCCAACGGAGACCCUCUCGCCUUUCUUCAACCCUUCACUCAACUUUCCCUCCAUCUCCAACCACCCACCACCACGCCCCCAGCCGGCGCAGCCGCAGCAGCACCGGCUUCUCCCCCCAACUACCAUGUUCGAACCUUCCCCGCCAAAUCUUGGUCCCUUCCCAAAUGCAAAUUCCCCCUACAAUCUUGAUUUUAUUUGGUCUAGAUCAGAACCAAGAUCCGAAUCCAAUUACACCAACCUUGAGAACUUCACCGGCUUCUCAUCGUCAAGCCAAGCUCUCUUAGCCCCCGGUCAAGGCUCAUUAAUUCCAAGCUCAUCGUCCACGGCGCCGCCUCCGCAUGGAGAUGGAAAUGGCACAAAAGCGGCGCAGAGGUCCGACCAAACCCACGUGGCCAAGACCAAUAGGAAGCGGACCAGAGCCUCACGGCGGGCCCCUACCACCGUUCUCACCACCGACACGUCGAAUUUCCGGCAAAUGGUGCAGGAGUUCACCGGUAUUCCGGCGCCGCCCUUCGCGUCCUCGCCGUACGGCCACCGUUUUGAUCUGUUCGGCGGCGGGUCGGGCCUGAAAUCUGCAAGUCACCUGGAAACACUCGGAUCUCUUUUCCCUUUCAGGCCAUCGGCUCACAAGGUUCAAUCUCCGUCUCCUUCUUCAUUGUUGAACUCUUCCUUGGUUGAUCCAAGCAAUAUUGCUAACCCCAAUAUUAACAAUACUACUAUUGCCACGUCCAUGGCUGGACCGUCAAAUGCUUCAAAUACCUACCAACUUCAAGCAGCUUCAGAUCAUCUAGGUUUCCUUUCCAAGCAACCUCAAAAUCUGCUAAACUUGCAAAACCCAACUCUAUCAUUCCAGAAUCUGAAGUACCCACUAACAAAUCCUCCCAUUUUCAACUCCAAGCCUCAAGAAAACUCAUCAAUUAUCCCUUCCCUAGAUGUACUGGGAAUGAGCCAUGAACAUGUGGGCCCAAAUCUCGGUGGGUUUUCCAGCCAUGGAAGUUCGGAAAGAGCUCAACAUCAGCAACAGUUUGGGUAUGGCCAUAAUGGAGGUGGUGACACAGAAAAUUUUAAGCUCAACUGCUCAGCAUCUACUUCAGAAUUCCACCCUGAAAAGGGUUUGGAAAAUGCUUCCUCAAGGAGUGAAGGUACUGUGAAUCCAUGGAUUUGUCCUUCUAAUUAGGAUUUAUUGCAGUAAUAAAGAAUAUUUAUAGGAUUCAUAUAUAUGAUCGAGGAAGUUUAGGAAAUGGAAGAGAUCACAAGAUUACGGUGGUGCAUGAUGAUAUUGAUCAUAUCUGCUAGUUUUAGUUCUUGGUUAAUUAAUAACACCCGAAUCAUCACUUUUCAGUUUAAGAUUCGGGCAUCAUAUUAUGUAUAUAUCUAUAGCAUCUUUUCUUCUUUUUGUAAUCUUGAUUAAACACUCAUAUAUAGAAUCAUGAAAGAACUUUUGUUCUA